Messenger RNA from Phyllostomus hastatus (greater spear-nosed bat), 2904 nucleotides. RefSeq names its product terminal nucleotidyltransferase 5C (gene TENT5C). Gene Ontology annotation, molecular function: RNA binding; poly(A) RNA polymerase activity. Lineage: Eukaryota; Metazoa; Chordata; Mammalia; Chiroptera; Phyllostomidae. The transcript is spliced from 3 exons. The coding region runs from base 982 to 2160 and encodes 392 amino acids. The record is from RefSeq and is a predicted model, not a curated record. Gene Ontology annotation, biological process: mRNA stabilization.
ACUUCAAAGAUGCGGCGGAGCCAGAGAGCUGCGCGCUCUACCCUCGGGGGUCUGUCCCUGCGGAGCGGAGCUCGAGUCCUCGCUGAGCCCAGUGGGGGCUCGGAGGCGUGAAGGGUGGUGCGGCCAGGUGAGGGGACCAGGUGCUCCCUUCCCCCACAACUCCCUCAGUGUCACCUCCUUCCACUCUCCGCUCCUGUGGGCCAGGCGAGACGCUCCUAGAGGGAGCUGCAACUUUCCAGAGACUUCGGCCAGGCUUGGCAAACUUCAGCGAGUUCCUGAUGCGCGUCCCAAGGGCUGCGCGCUGGCCGGCACCGUGGGGGAGGCCGAAGCGUACGUGAAGGGAGCCUUUGGCCACUUCUUGGGGUCCGCCACCCCUCCUCGCUUUCGGUUUCCCGGGCUUGCACCUGCGCUCCCACCCGCACGUACACCCUCUCUGGCCCGCGCAGCGCGAAUUCGAAUGCGGCGGUUUGGGGAGGCGCAGUUGGAGACGCAGCGGUCCGGUCCGGGGCUGAUAUCAGGCCGGACAGGGGAGGGGCGCUCCUCGGGCUGCGUGCCAGGGCUCGGGCGGAGAUCGCUCACUUUUCUUGGACUCACACCAGACUGUGGACACCAUAAGCAGCAAAGUGACCUAAGCGAGUGACUUGUGUGCUGCGCUUCUCUCGGAAACUUCUCGGGAUUAUGGUUUCUGCGACCUGGUUCCGCCCCUUUCAGAAAUGAAACUUGCUUACAGAGUAGACUAAAAGCCUGACAGUCAGUUGACUCGGCCAGCGGUGCCGCGGGUGGCUCAGAGGCGCCGCUGCCCCGGGAGGUGUCGCAGUUCGGAUCGCGAAGGGAAGCGGUCUGAGCUGGACCAGCAGGAAUUCUGUCCUUUGCCAUUGUUGUUUGUGAAGAUGGAAAACUUAAUAUCCCUGGAGUCACGCUUUUACUUGAGAUAACUGAAACCUUAUGUUUUAAGUUGCCCUGGCCAGAGCGUCCCCCAAGAUGGCAGAGGAGAGCAGCAGCGUUGCCAGGGACUGCGCGUCCUUCAGCGUGCUCAACUGGGACCAGGUCAGCCGGCUGCAUGAGGUCCUGACCGAGGUCGUGCCCAUCCACGGGCGAGGCAACUUUCCGACCUUGGAGUUGACCCUGAGGGACAUCGUCCAGACCGUCCGCAGCCAGCUGGAGGAGGCAGGCAUCAAAGUGCAGGACGUCCGGCUGAACGGCUCCGCCGCCGGCCACGUUUUGGUCAAAGACAACGGCUUGGGAUACAAAGACCUGGACCUCAUCUUCCACGUGGCUCUCCCCACCGAGGUCGAGUUCCAGCUGGUCAAGGACGUGGUGCUGUGCUCCCUUCUCAACUUCCUGCCGGAGGGCGUGAACAAGCUCAAGAUCAGCCCGGUCACCCUGAAGGAGGCCUACGUGCAGAAGCUGGUGAAGGUGUGCGCGGACACCGACCGCUGGAGCCUCAUCUCCCUCUCCAACAAGAAUGGCAGGAACGUGGAGAUGAAGUUCGUCGACUCCAUCCGGCGUCAGUUCGAGUUCAGCGUGGACUCCUUCCAGAUCAUCCUGGACUCUCUGCUCUUCUUCUACGACUGCUCCAGCCACCCCAUCUCCGAGCAUCUCCACCCCACGGUGAUCGGGGAGAGCGUGUACGGGGACUUCGAGGAAGCCUUCGACCACCUGCAGAACAAACUGAUCGCCACCAAGAACCCCGAGGAGAUCAGGGGCGGGGGGCUGCUCAAGUACAGCAACCUCCUCGUGCGGGACUUCAAGCCCACAGACCAGGAGGAGAUCAAAACUCUGGAGCGUUACAUGUGCUCCAGGUUCUUCAUCGACUUCCCGGACAUCCUGGACCAGCAGAGGAAGCUGGAGACCUACCUGCAGAACCACUUUGCCGAAGGGGAGAGGAGCAAGUACGACUACCUCAUGAUCCUGCGCAGGGUCGUGAAUGAGAGCACCGUGUGCCUCAUGGGGCACGAGCGGCGGCAGACCCUGAACCUCAUCUCCCUGCUGGCCUUGCGCGUGCUGGCCGAGCAGAACAUCAUCCCCAGCGCCACCAACGUCACCUGCUACUACCAGCCGGCUCCAUACGUCAGCGACGGCAACUUCAACAACUACUACAUCGCCCAGUCUCCAGUGACCUACAGCCAGCCCUACCCCACCUGGCUGCCCUGUAACUAACCUUGAGACCUGAGGGUUUCCACGGCGGGAACCCCCCGUAGGGCAGGGGCUCUCAGGUAGGGGAGCCUCCUUCUAGAUGUAGGUGUUUGCCUCUUAAAGGGGAACUCAGCUCUGAUUCUGCUUUUUUUUCUUUGUGUACCCAUCAGAAUGGGUCUACAGUGUGUCAUGAGCCAACCCUAACGGGACCCGUUGUUCCAGUGCCACUUUGGAAAAAGCUGUAGGAAGCACGGCCUGUCCACAUCUUUCCGAGACAGACACUAACCUGCCGUGUCCCAAGCAUGGGCUCGGGGAGAUCCGAGCUCUGUGCGGUGACCCAGGCGGGGGAGUCGCCCGGGCAGGGUGUGAGAAGCACGGGGCCGCGUGUCUUCUCACUGGGGCCUGGAGAAGGCCCUGCCGGCGCCCACCGGGGGCUCUCAGCUACACAAAAGCUGUGCUGAUGGUCUGUGUUCCUGCAUCAGUUUUAGUCAGGCAGAAAAGGGCAACCGCGAGGGUGCUCCCGUGACUUCAGUUUCGUUCCAAGGACUGCGCUGCGUGUGUAACUCCCUGUCAGCAGAGCUGAGGACUCCUCUCACCAGCACGCUACGGCCAGCUGCUACGCAGGUCCGGCUGGAGCGGUCCAUGGUUUAGAUGCUGCGCUCCUGCGAGGAAUUGUGUGUGCGAUUGCUGAGACGGAAAAAAAGAGAAAAAGGCCUUUUCGUGAAAUGUAACUUGAAGACAAAAUAAAACGUGGAACAUAAUGUUAAA